GGGACCAACGGCUCUUUGUGCCUCUUCCCCGCAGGAGAGAGCUGCGAGGACAAGAGCCCCCCCGGGCCGGCCUCCAAGCGGGUGCGCACAGCCUACACCAGCGCGCAGCUGGUGGAGCUGGAGAAGGAGUUUCACUUCAACCGCUACCUGUGCCGGCCGCGCCGGGUGGAGAUGGCCAACCUGCUCAACCUGACCGAGCGGCAGAUCAAGAUCUGGUUCCAGAACCGCCGGAUGAAGUACAAAAAGGACCAGAAAGCCAAAGGCAUCAUGCACUCCCCCGUCGGACAGUCCCCGGACCGCAGCCCCCCCCUGAGCGGCCCAAACCACGUCGGCUACUCCAGCCAGCUCCCCAGCGUCAACAGCCUCAGCUACGACGCGCCCUCGCCCACCUCCUUCGCCAAAUCCCAGCAGAGCAUGUACGGGCUGGCCGCCUACACGGCGCCGCUGAGCAGCUGCCUGCCGCAGCAGAAGCGCUACGCGGGCGCGGAGUACGACCCCCACCCCAUGCAGAGCGGCGGGGGCGGCUUCGCCACCCCCAGCCUGCAGGGCAGCCCCGUCUACGUGGGGGGCAACUUCGUGGACUCGAUGCCGGCCUCGGGCCCCAUGUUCAACCUGGGGCACCUGCAGCACCCCUCCUCCGCCAGCGUGGACUACAGCUGCGCCGCCCAGAUCCCCGGCGGCCACCACCACGGACCUUGCGACCCCCACCCCACCUACACGGACCUCUCCUCUCACCACACCUCUCAGGGACGGAUGCAGGAGGCGCCCAAGCUCACGCAUCUGUAG
Messenger RNA from Aptenodytes forsteri (emperor penguin), 786 nucleotides. RefSeq names its product homeobox D3 (gene HOXD3). The record is from RefSeq and is a predicted model, not a curated record. Gene Ontology annotation, molecular function: DNA-binding transcription factor activity, RNA polymerase II-specific; RNA polymerase II cis-regulatory region sequence-specific DNA binding. NCBI's taxonomy places the organism in Eukaryota, Metazoa, Chordata, Aves, Sphenisciformes, Spheniscidae. The transcript has a single exon. Gene Ontology annotation, cellular component: nucleus. Gene Ontology annotation, biological process: regulation of transcription by RNA polymerase II. The annotation marks the transcript as partial.